Aspergillus campestris IBT 28561 is the source of this 1720-nucleotide messenger RNA. RefSeq names its product F-box protein. The transcript has 3 exons. The coding region runs from base 1 to 1695 and encodes 564 amino acids. Lineage: Eukaryota; Fungi; Ascomycota; Eurotiomycetes; Eurotiales; Aspergillaceae. Gene Ontology annotation, molecular function: protein binding. The record is from RefSeq and is a predicted model, not a curated record.
AUGCAUGUAUCCUCUCUACUGCUUCCUAAGAAAAUUCUGGUCCAAAUAUCGAACAUUCUCUUUCAAAGCCAUGGCUUCAACAUCGCUCGCAAUCGCAAGCUGGGAGAGCCCGAUUUUGCCCAAUGGGAUUACACGGGCCAGCAAUUCAAUCUGGGCGUGGAUGAAGUAGACCUGGAAGAGUGUGCUCAGAAAGAAUGUGCCAUGGCUGUGAUGUACUCCGGCAGUACGGAGAAUAUAUACGAAGAUAAUGCGGUCGAUGACCCCGAUUAUAUUGUUGAUCAUACCGGUGAAUUCCACAACGGUUAUGAGUAUGAUUCCGAUUACGAGUCCACGGAUGCUAUGAGUCUUUCCGAAAGUGACGAAGAUGCUCAUGAUGAGGAGCGUGAAAUGCAAUGGUACCACGACUGGCUCUCCACCACUUUAGAUCUGGGAUCACAGCGGGGAGAGCCCAUCCGGGCUCUGAGUGAUCUAGCAAGCAAGCAAAGAACUGAGCUGAGCUUCCCGGUGACAUCGAAUGGGAUACCCGAUGGAUAUACCGAAGAACAACUAGAGCAUAUCGGUGGACCAAAUUGUACAGAACACAAUGCCUACUCUGGUUACACCAUCUCACUCGAGGACAUGAGAGGCUGUCGAACCGCUCAAUUUCUAGUCCAUAGAGACCAGGCGAACGAGAAUUGGCGACCCGAUAGUUUGUGCGAAGACUGGGAGCUCUCUCAGCCGUGGUUUCUCUCCGGUUUGUCAGAUGGAAUGAAUUCACGCGAUAUGGGACCAGACGAAGUCUUCCCGGCAAGAGGAGGUGUCUCUCAUCCGUGGGCCGACAAUAUCAAUUUUGAUCCAGAAAAUAUGCAAGAGGAUGAAUUCGCAAUGCCCUUCCACCCAUGGUGCUUCGACAUCUUCUGCCGCCAAUCGCAGACCCGUUUCAACCGCAUAAACAUCGCAGGACUCAUCAAGUGGCGCGAUUCCGAAUUCUCUUACGACGACUUCCACGGCUUUCCUCGCUGCGCCGAAGUGCUCAGCGCACAGGAGCAAUUCUGGGGCCACGAACCGGGAAGCGAGUUUCUAGCGGCUAACCCACUCCAUGUCCCCAAUCUCCCUUCAAUUCUCAAGGCUGCAGUCGGGGAUGCCAGCUUCGAUGCCUCAGCGGGCGUGUUUGACCUGUCUUCACACAUGAAUCAAGACACAAGCGUGCAUGAUCCUCUUGCAACUCUACCGUUGGAGAUCCAACACCUCAUUCUCGGGUUCCUCGGUUCUCGCGAUAUCGCAAACCUGAGGCUCGCAUCUAGGGCUUUUCAACAGCUCCCCAACGGGCUGUGGUACCGUCUUGUUCGCGAAGAAAUGCCCUGGCUAUGGGAAGCAUGGCCGGAGACAGAAUGCGCACAUACGCCGUCGCGCUGGACUGAAAUGACCGCGAAUGAGACCAAACUGUUCUAUCAAUAUACGGAGACCUACAAGAGCAGGCUGACGAGUGAGGGGCAGUAUUCUUCUGACGCUGUCGGUGAUCUUCACCCGUGGCCGAGGACACCCCAGAUUCGACUACCCCGGAAUGCAGCAAACUGGUACCAGCUCUAUACUGAUGUGCGUCGCAAUUGGGGCCAGCUGAAAGGCUUGCAGAAUCGUAAGCGCAUUUGGGAAGAUGUGGAAAAAAUCAUCGCUAGGAUCUACAGGUAUAGCGGGGAUGAUAGCUUGUCAAGUUAAUUUCGGAUUGUAUUGUAUACUGGAU